GGAAGAGGUGGAACACAACAUCAGUCAGGAGGGAGAUCAUCUUGAAGGACUGGUGGCGUUCCCAGUGACUGGUGUCCCUGUGAAGAGUGAAGAUGAUGAGGUCAAAGGUGAAAGUGAGGAGAAGAAAGGGGCGGAGCCUCCAACACAACACAUGACAACAGAAGCUGAUGGAGACCACUGUGGAGGAUCACAAGCAGACAAGCUCUUAGCUCCACUAUCAGAUAGUGAGGACACAACGUCACACUCUCCUGACACUGAUGAUGAAGACUCUAAAGAUGAUAAGACAAACACUCACUUCAAAUGUUCUCACUGCGACAAAACCUUCAAUUACCGUCGUAAUCUGAAAACACACACGAGAAGACACACUGGAGAAAAACCCUUCACCUGCUCAGUAUGUGGUAAAAGUUUUGGACUAAGUCAAAAUUUGAAAGUGCACAUGAGAACACACACUGGUGAAAAACCUUAUGUCUGUUCAAUCUGCGGUAAAGGUUUUGGAACGAGCCACAAUUUGAAAUUACAUAUGCGGAUACACACCGGAGAAAAACCUUUUACCUGUUCAAUAUGUGGUAAAGGUUUCACACACAGUCAGAGUUUGAAAAGACACACAAUAUUACACACUGGGGAAAAAAACCCUUUUACAUGUUUAAUCUGUGGUAAAGGUUUUGUUCUAAGUCACAAUUUGAAGGUGCACAUGAGAACACACACCGGGGAAAAACCUUUUAUCUGUUCAAUCUGCGGUAAAGGUUUUGCACAAAGUUCAUGUAUGGAAAAACACAGAAGAAUACACACUGGGGAAAAGUCGUUUAUAUGUUCAAUCUGUAGUAAAGGAUUUGUACAAAGUAACAAUUUGAAAGUGCACAUGAGAACGCACACCGGCGAAAAACCCUUUUCCUGUUCAACCUGCGGUAAAGGUUUUACGGAAAAUCAGUGUUUGAAAAGACACAAGAGAACACACACUGGUGAAAAAUCCCAUUCCUGUUCAAUCUGCAACAGGAGCUUUUGUGACCGACCAAACCUUGUAGCACACAUGAGGACACACACGGGAGAGAAAGUGUGUAGUUGCAGUGUGUGUGGUGAAAGAUUCUCUUCUAAGUACCAGUGUAAGAAACACAAGUGUGCUGGUGAGAACAGCAGCAGCAAAUGAAACUGCAGGAUUUGAAAUAAACUGUCAAGACUUUAAUUUUGACUUUCUAACAACAUCAGCACAUAUAACAUGUGUGACAUUGUUGUUUGUGUACCUUUUUCAACUUAUAUUCAAUUGAAUAGACUGCAAAGACAAGAUAUUUAAUGUUCACACUGAGAAACUGUUAUUUUUUUGCAAAUAUUAGCUCAUUUGGAAUGUGAUGCCUGAAACAUGUUUAAAAAACAAGUUGAAGAAUGCUCAUCAAACACUAAUUUGGAACAUCCCACAGGUGAACAGGCUCAUUGGGAACAGGUGGGUGCCAUGAUUGGGUAUAAAAGCAGCUUCCAUGAAAUGCUCAGUCAUUCACAAACAAGGAUGGGGCGAGGGUCACCACUUUGUCAACAAAUGCGUGAGCAAAUUGUCGAACAGUUUAAGAACGACAUUUCUCAACGAGCUAUUGCAAGGAAUUGAGGGAUUUCACCAUCUACGCUCCGUAAUAUCAUCAAAAAGUUCAGAGAAUCUGGAGAAAUCACUGAAUGCCCAUGACCGGCCGUUACUGCAUCAAAAAGCGACAUCAGUGUGUAAAGGUUAUCACCACAUGGGCUCAUGAACACUUCAGAAAACCACUGUCAGUAACUACAGUCGGUCGCUACAUCUGUAAGUGCAAGUUAAAACUCUACUAUGCAAAGCUAAAUCCGAUAAUCAACAACACCCAGAAACACCGCCGGCUUCGCCGGGCCCGAGCUCAUCUAAGAUGGACUGAUACAAAGUGGAAAAGUGUUCUGCGGUCUGACGAGUCCACAUUUCAAAUUGUUUUUGGAAACUGUGGACGUCGUGUCCCAUGGACCAAAGAGGAAAAGAACCGUCCGGAUUGUUAUAUAGCAUGUGUGAUGGUAUUGGGGUGCAUUAGUACCCAAGACAUGGGUAACUUACACAUCUGUGAAGGCACCAUUAAUGCUGAAAGGUACAUACAGGUUUUGGAGCAACAUAUGUUGCCUUUCAAGCAACAUUAUCAUGGACGCCCCUGCUUAUUUCAGCAAGACAAAGCCAAGCCACGUGUUAUAUCAAGGUGGCUUCAUAGUAAAAGAGUGUGUGUACUA
Molecule: messenger RNA, 2223 nt
Organism: Nerophis lumbriciformis (worm pipefish)
Lineage: Eukaryota; Metazoa; Chordata; Actinopteri; Syngnathiformes; Syngnathidae
Biological process (GO): regulation of DNA-templated transcription
Molecular function (GO): RNA polymerase II cis-regulatory region sequence-specific DNA binding; DNA-binding transcription factor activity, RNA polymerase II-specific
Source: RefSeq, a predicted model, not a curated record